Messenger RNA from Xyrichtys novacula (pearly razorfish), 765 nucleotides. Lineage: Eukaryota; Metazoa; Chordata; Actinopteri; Labriformes; Labridae. The record is from the annotation of a GenBank genome assembly.
AUGGUGCUUCUUCUGAUGCAGCUGUUAGCCUGGUGAGUCUCACUCCCUGCUGAGUUCUGUCAUUUAGCUGUGGGUGUUUCUUCUUCCCCUGAGAGACUCCAGAGGAACAAAGGAACCCCAAUCUUUUGUCUUUGUCUCUCUUCGCACUCAGGUUUCUGUUGGAGAACUUCUACCUUGAUAAACAUGUGCGCUAUAUUGUGACUAUCUACCCGGUGGUGAUCCUGUGGUUGGCAGGGGUCCUGGACAACUCCAACUCUCCUACAAGUCCCAUUUACAUCUUUGUAGGUACGGUAUGACAUUUGCAUAGGGCACAAAAUAGCCUCAUAUCUGCAGAUAACAAACUUGAUCAUAUUUAUUGUUUAAAGCUCCUGAACUUCCUGUUAUUUUCUAUCAUAAUAUUUCAUAUGGAAAUUGUAAAAUCAGGACUGAUUCUUUAGCUUCUCCACUGACAUCUACUCUCCCACACCAGUUUCAGGCAUUAAAAAUGACUACACAAAGAUCAUCAAUCUUGUUGCUGAUGGUCCUGUUUGUUUUUGGUUAAUUUCACCUGUAAACAUAAAAAAACUCCUCACAGUAUCUUUAAUAUGAGUGUUUUGACCUCAUUGUCCUUCCACAGCUUCGAUCCUGGCUUUCUCCUGUGUCAUGUUUGUCACACGUGUCGCUCUGGUCACAUGGAGGCAUCACAAACAACCACUUUACAGUGACAGCAGAGCGUCCAUGUCUCCUGUAGAAAUAGCCUUGACCCAGAGCAAACUCUGUCUCUGA